UAAUAACUUUAUUUUAUUUAUACUUUUUUUAUUUGUACUUGAAUCAAACAGUGUAUAAAGAUUAUUGUUCUUAUGAUUUCAUUCGUUACGUAGUCGGUUUAGUGACACAAUUCAGUAAGUACAUUUUCUCCGAGAGCUGAAGGCAGUAAGAUUACUUUAGAAGCAGAUACGUAUAGGAAUCGAAUGUAUAAUGGCAGACUCCGGAGUUGACACCAGUAAUGAAAGUAGUGAUAAUCAAAACAUCGAUCAUUCUCCAUGUAUUAUAGAAUUUAAUCCAUUAGCAAAUUCGUUAGAAUUGCCAGGAAAUGGAGGGAUAUCAAGAGAUUUCUUCGACGAACCUCACGAUUUAAUUGGUAAAAUAAAAUGUACCACGAAGGCCAGACAUUGCCGAAUUAAAUAUCGAUGCAGUGCUAUGAUUUACUCAUCAAAAAAUCAGAAACUGCGAUUUGCGGCAUCGACAAACAACUCUGAACUUGUAGAAAAACUACUAUUAUCAGGUGCAGACCCAAACUCUUCAGAUGAGCAUAAACGAAGUCCUUUACAUUUGGCAGCGUGUCGUGGAUAUGUCGAUGUUGUAAAAAUACUCCUAAGGCACGGCGCUAACCCAAAUAUAAAAGAUACUCUUGGUAACACUCCAUUGCACCUUGCCGCUUGUACUAAUCACAUACCAGUAGUAAUUGAACUGCUUGAUGCUGGAACAGAUGUUAAUUCCAAUGAUAGGAAUGGUCGAAAUCCUAUUCAGUUGGCCCAAAGUAAAUUAAAACUAAUACAAAUGCGUCCAAGUGGUGCCAGUCAUUAUGAAGAGACCCGGCAACUUAUUAGUGAAAUUUGCCUUGUUGUUGAGAUGAUGCUUAAAUAUAUGAAAAUUCAAAAAGCUGACUCUGGUGAUCUUGAAUCCGUCCGUCAAAGACUUGAGUGUAUCAGUACAAGGGAGCAAGUUGAGUCUGAAGUGCAAAAUUUACUUGAUAGUCUUGACUCCUUGAAACUUAGAUAAAUAUUUUAUAACUUAUCUACAAAACUUAAUAAUUUUUUUUAAUUUUGCUCAUAUCAUUACAGUUGAACCAAGAUAAAUGAGAAACCUUUUUAAUUGAGAGUCAUUAUCCAAUCCUGACGGACAACCUCCAUAAGAGACAAACCUCUAAG
This is a messenger RNA of Papilio machaon (common yellow swallowtail), 1143 nucleotides long. Its product is annotated as ankyrin repeat domain-containing protein 54. Gene Ontology annotation, molecular function: protein binding. Lineage: Eukaryota; Metazoa; Arthropoda; Insecta; Lepidoptera; Papilionidae. The transcript has a single exon. Bases 191 to 994 code for a protein of 267 amino acids. The record is from RefSeq and is a predicted model, not a curated record.